AAAUUUCAGUUCAGUGGGUGCUCGUUUCCGAGCUCUCGGUCUGCGAAUCUGUCUCUGACAGCGGGACGUGACGUCACCGUGGCUCUUUUCCAAUCCAGCUGCCUAUUCAGUCAGAAGGAAGCGGAUUCUACCGGCGACAAAAAUGGUUAAAGUUAAAUGUUCGGAACUGAGGACGAAGGACAAGAAGGAGCUGACCAAGCAGCUCGAGGAGCUGAAGACCGAGCUGCUCAAUCUUCGAGUAGCUAAGGUCACCGGUGGAGCUCCCUCGAAGCUGUCAAAGAUCCGUGUGGUCCGCAAAGCCAUCGCCCGCGUCUACAUCGUUAUGAAUACCAAAACGAAGGAGAAUCUGCGAAAACUCUACAAGGGCAAGAAGUACGUCCCAUUGGAUCUGCGCCCAAAGAAGACCCGAGCCAUGCGGAAGGCCCUGUCUCCGAAGGACGCCGCCCGAUUGACCCUGAAGGAACAGAAGAAGCGAGCCAAGUUCCCCAAGCGAGUCUACGCCGUCAAGGCGUAAAUACUGCCAGGGGAGAGUUGUUUUUCCUUUAAUUAAAAUAAACAAAAAAUCGCUACCAAGUAAAGUCCGAUUUAUAUUCUGGGAGAACCGAGAAGAAAAAUACAAAACCAACUAUUCCAGGAGAA
Molecule: messenger RNA, 639 nt
Organism: Uranotaenia lowii
Lineage: Eukaryota; Metazoa; Arthropoda; Insecta; Diptera; Culicidae
Gene: RpL35
Product: 60S ribosomal protein L35
Exons: 3
Coding region: 143-514 (123 amino acids)
Biological process (GO): maturation of LSU-rRNA from tricistronic rRNA transcript (SSU-rRNA, 5.8S rRNA, LSU-rRNA); translation
Cellular component (GO): cytosolic large ribosomal subunit; ribosome
Molecular function (GO): structural constituent of ribosome; mRNA binding
Source: RefSeq, a predicted model, not a curated record